AUCGCCAAUUGCGGAGAGUGUUCUGCCUUCGAGGCGCGGGUCUAAAAUCAUGAAUAAUGUAUGUCAAUCACCAGAAUCUAUGGCAAAGUCUCAGGAGAGAUUCCCAUCGCUGUGCUAUGACAGCUCUCUGUCUGACACACCUGUGCAAGACAACGGGGUCAUUAUGCGCAACAGGCGCUGGCUGGAGGAGGGGAAUGUCAGACAUGCGGAGCAGCGUCACAUUCAGCGUACUGCCGACAGCAGCUGUGGCUCAUCCAGACAUCCAUCUCUGCUGCACCGAGGGAGAGCCGAGGGUCACCCCGACACUGCACUGUCAUCUGUUGGCACAAAACGCAACAUAGCUGCUCCCAGGGAGGCUCACUGUGACAACUCUGAUGAAGAUGAGAUUAACAUUACAAGUGAUGAUGACAUAUACGACAGCAAAGCAGGUCCAACGGCUCAAUUUAGACCUGUGAGAGACCUUUCAGCAAGAAAGAGCACCCACAAAGUGAAUAGCAGUCCAGAGGAAUGUGCAUGCUUCAUCUGUGGCUCUGGGCUCAGACACAAUGGCAGAUUUAAAGUCAGUGUUCAGAAACAGGAGAGGCACAGGGCGAGCCUUUCUUUCCCUUCCUGUGGCUUCACUCCCCUCCCGUGGAGCAAUGCCCAUCAGUGCUGCAGGUACCACCCUGGUGUGCGGCAGCUGCCACACUUCCCUAAUGCAGCAGUGGCAGAGCUUCCAGUUGGCAGAUGUGCCCGUCCUUCAGCGCCUGUAUGUUGUCCCACUCAACCAGGCUGAUGGUUCUCUCCAUCCUUCCCAGGAUGGGAAACCCCCACAGUCCAUGGAGAGAAACCCUGACCCCAGAGCUUCCCAUGAGGCUUGUUUCCUCUGUGGUCAGGAAUGUGCAGGAGAUUUGAGGACAGCAUAUGCACAGGCUGGUGUUGGUAAAUCCCGCGGUUCAAUGUAUUUCCCCUUCAUUAACAUGUUACCAUGCCCUCCUAAUGCCCAAGCAGUGAGGAACGGCCGUGUGCACUGCUGCCAACAGUGCCAUCAUAUCCUGGAGGAGAUCUGGAGCGCAUAUCGACUCAGCCUCAGUGAGGACCUCAUCACCUCUGUCAGCUCCUUCCUGGUUAGGUACCACGCUGCCAUGUCAGCCGAGGGUUCUGGAUCAACUAAUGCCCAUUCUGGUGCUUCGUCUCGUCCUCACAGCUCUGUGUCGGUGUGUUAUCUGUGUGGUGCUGAGCUCUGUGCGGGCGGAGAGUACCAGCUGCAUGUCAACCCACCCGGUCGCUGUGGGGAGAGGGAACCUUUCUUCCCCUUCCUCACAGUGCAUCCUCCUGCCCCACGUGCGAAGCCGGUUGAUGCCACAGGCCUGGUGUCAGCAUGUAACCUCUGCUACCAUGACCUGCAUGCCCAGUGGGCCCAACAUGAGAGCAAAGGCCAGGGUCCCUCCACCCCUUCUACCCCUAGUUUAUCCAGUCCAAACCCCCCUCAGCCACCCAGCUCACCUUGGGCCCGCCAGUACAGCUGUGAGGGGUUUGUGUGUUUCUUCUGCAGACAGGAGCAGCGCAGGUUAGACAGGCUGUGUGCUGUUACCGUGGCCAGGCUGCCUGUGUUCCUGUACGCACCUCGCAGCACACGCACACUCCUGGUGGAUGAUGGGAGGAGGUUGGUGAUUGGAUCAUGUGUGGAAUGUAAAGCUUUGGUGCAGGUGGGACAGAGCAUGCAGCAGGACAGAGACCGACUGGGACAUGGAGCAUCAGACAGGGAGAGGAAAGAGCCAGAUGCUGCCUCGCCAAAAUCUAGACAUAAGGUGUGUACAGUGAUUGAGAUUGCACCCAGUAAAGAAGCGGACUGUGGGCCUUCACAAACUCCUGCAGGUGACCACACUCCUUCUCACUCAGUGACCUUGGAGCCAGAGAAAGCUGACCGAGCUGAACACCCUCCUUCCAGGAUAGCAGGAGGGUGGGCUAACUCGGAAUGA
This is a messenger RNA of Labrus bergylta (ballan wrasse), 1961 nucleotides long. The record is from RefSeq and is a predicted model, not a curated record. Lineage: Eukaryota; Metazoa; Chordata; Actinopteri; Labriformes; Labridae.